UGGCGCAUUAGCAGGAGUUGCAUCCAGAUUUUUGCCCGCAGUGGGAACAAUAGCCAGAGGUGUAUUUGGAGUUGGAAGGAAGAUUUUGAGUACAUUAGGUAUACUUAA
Molecule: messenger RNA, 108 nt
Organism: Trichomonas vaginalis G3
Lineage: Eukaryota; Parabasalia; Trichomonadida; Trichomonadidae
Exons: 1
Source: RefSeq, a predicted model, not a curated record